CUACUACGAUGACGGUGAGAGGCUGUGAAUCUUGAUACCUAAUUAUAUAUAUAUAUAUAAAAUCGAGACUCUUCAGCUGUGCUUCGUCUUGAGAAGAACAUGAGCAGCACGCUGAUGCACCGCCGCCGCCGCUACUUUUUCAUGCUUUGCUGGCUCACGAGCCAUGCCUUGUGUUCUACGGAAGCAGUAAAAGUGGUCUCCGAGGGGUGCUCACCGGCGGAGAGGGACGCCCUCUUGCUGCUGAAAGCUGGGAUCCGCAACUCUUCCGCCCUCCUCUCUUCGUGGGCGGCCCAAGCAGACUGCUGCGCGUGGAGCGGCGUGGUGUGCCGCAACAGAACCGGCGACGUCCGUGUGGCGGAGCUCAACCUCCAGAACCCAAACGCAGAGCAAACCAACGAGUACGACACGGCUCUGAGUGGUGAGUUGCUGAACCCAUCCCUGUCGUCCUUAACUGCUUUGCGAAGCUUGAAUCUCAGUUACAACGACCUGGGCGGCGCUCCCAUCCCGGCUUUCGUCGGCUCCCUCCGCCAACUGAGGGUCCUCGACCUGCGCUGGUGCAACUUCGCCGGAAACCUCCCUCCUCAUCUCGGCAACCUGACAAACCUUCGCUACCUCGACCUGAAGUCGAAUUCUUUUCUCCAGGACCGUCCCAGAGUCGACAGCAGCCUGGACUGGCUCAAGGGCCUUUCUUCUUUGACCUAUCUCGACAUGUCCGACGUGGACCUCAGCGCCGCCGCCUACAAUUGGGUGUCGACGAUCAACUCGCUGCCUGCCCUGCGACAACUCAAACUGUUCCUUUGCAACCUCGACGUCCCUCCUUCUCUCGACCUCGAACUCAACCUCACUUCUCUUACCACACUCGACCUCAGUCUCAACAGAUUCCACUCCACUUUCCCGAACUGGCUGUGGAAUCUCACCGGCCUCCUGUCUCUUCAGCUCGGUUAUUCAGGGCUUCAAGGUCAACUGCCCCCUGAAAUCGGCAACUUGAUCAACCUCGUGAACCUUGACCUUUCUCUGAACUCGCUGCACGGCCCUCUACCUACCUCAAUAUGGAAACUGAAGAAUCUAGCAAAUCUCGACCUGAGCUUCAACUUUCUCGGAGAUUCUUUGCCGGCGGGGAUUAUGAACCUAUCGAGCUUAUCGACACUGAACCUUGCUAAUUGUUCGCUCACUGGUCCGAUACCCACCGAGUUAGGCAAUUUGACUACUCUAAAGUAUCUCUACCUCGACCUUAAUUCACUUUCCGGACGAGUACCGGUGGAGAUCGGGAAGCUCCUCGAUCUCGCUCAGCUAGACCUCUCUGCUAAUUCCCUCCGAGGUAACAUCUCUGAGUUCCACAUCUCCAACCUGACCAAAUUAAAGUGCCUGUUCCUGUUCGAUAACCCCCUCCUAACCGUGUCGAUAGACUACGACUGGAUCCCUCCUUUUCAACUUCAUGUCGUUGACUUUAGUUCAUGUGUGUCGGGUGGUAGAUUUCCCGGCUGGCUCCGUUGGCAACAUUCCAUCAAGAGUAUCAAUCUGUACAAUACCGGCAUCGAGGACACCCUGCCUGAAUGGUUUUGGAACUCUUCUUCUUCCACUAUUUUAGCCGUUGACUUCUCCCGCAACAAAAUUAGUGGUGCUCUACCGACUUCCUUGGAGAGUUUGACCCAACUAUAUUACCUAAAUCUCGCUUCGAAUCUACUCGAAGGUCCAAUUCCUCAUUUUCCACCGAGCCUCUCUUUGUUAGACUUAUCUUUUAAUUUAUUUUCAGGGCCACUGCCAUCUACUUUAUUCACACCGCAUUUAUCUUACUUGAUCCUCUCGCAUAACCAUAUUAAUGGAAGAAUUCCCUCUGAUGUGUGUUAUUGUAUGCGGCUGGAGCGCUUCAACUUAUCGAACAACCAAAUAUUCGGAGAAAUUCCUGGAUGUUGGCCGGAGGGCUCACUCCUCAGCUUCGUGCAUUUGGGAAACAAUAUGCUCUCUGGUGAAAUUCCUAGCUCGGUUGGCAAUUUGACUCGACUCGAGUUCUUGCACUUGAAUGAUAAUAAUCUAAGUGGGCGUCUUCCAUUCUCAUUGCAAAAGUGCAGUCAGUUAUUAGUUGUGGAUCUCGGCGAUAACAAAUUCUCUGGAAAUGUUCCUGUGUGGAUCGGGCAAAGUUGGCUGCAAUUGCGUGCUCUUCGAUUACGCUCAAAUAUGUUUGAUGGUGAUAUUGCUCCACAACUCGGGCAACUAAGGGAUCUUCAAAUUGUUGACCUCUCAAACAAUACAUUGUCGGGGCCGAUACCGGAUUCUUUUGGCAAUUUCAGUGCAUUGAUUUCGACAUCGGCAAGACCACUCCCUCCAUUUUUCACAAUGUUUGUCGGAAACGGAGAUUAUGAGGGAAUUGAAAGCAUGGCUUUGGUUACGAAAGGAGAUCAACUUAUAUUUUCUACUAUUCUUUAUCUUGUGAAGACUAUAGAUCUUUCAAGCAAUAAUUUAUCGGGUGAGAUCCCUAAAGAAUUAGGAUAUCUUGCUGGGCUUCAUACUUUAAAUUUAUCGAGAAACUACUUUAGAGGCGAGAUUCCAGAUGACAUUGGAAGAAUGACUUCAUUGGAGACUCUAGAUUUGUCACUUAAUCGUCUUUCUGGACGUAUUCCUCAAGCUAUGUCGGAAUUGAAUUAUCUAAACCACUUAAACUUGUCAUAUAACAACUUGUCAGGAGAAAUUCCCUUCGGAAAUCAGCUUCAAACGUUAGAUGAUGCAUCCAUUUAUAUCAGCAAUCCUUAUCUUUGUGGAGUCUUAAUAAACAAGAGUUGCUUCAAUGGAAACAAUAUCAAUGCGUCAAGUGAAGAAUAUGGAAUGGCCUCUCAAAUGCUAUCGAUCUACUUGAGCCAUGCACUUGGAUUUUUGAUUGGAUUGUGGAGUGUGUUUGUCCUUUUGCUAUUCCAGAAAGAUUGGAGAAACUCUUACUUUAAAAUGAUCGAUAAAGGUUAUGCGGCGACCAAGAGAAAAAUGAGGAAUUAGAUGUUC
Messenger RNA from Zingiber officinale, 2991 nucleotides. RefSeq names its product receptor-like protein EIX2. Gene Ontology annotation, molecular function: protein binding. Bases 100 to 2985 code for a protein of 961 amino acids. The record is from RefSeq and is a predicted model, not a curated record. Gene Ontology annotation, cellular component: plasma membrane. NCBI's taxonomy places the organism in Eukaryota, Viridiplantae, Streptophyta, Magnoliopsida, Zingiberales, Zingiberaceae. The transcript has a single exon.